AUGUUGCAAACUACCGUCCGCUCUGUCUCCAAGCUUGUCCAGCCAAUCACUGGCGUUGCGGCUGUUCGAUCGAAGCAUACUCUCCCAGAUCUUCCAUAUGACUAUGCUGACUUGGAGCCAGUUAUCAGCCAUGAGAUCAUGCAACUUCAUCAUCAAAAGCAUCACGCUACCUACGUAAACAAUCUAAAUCAAGUCGAGGAGAAACUUCAUGAGGCUGUUUCGAAAGGAAACGUCAAAGAAGCUAUCGCUCUUCAGCCAGCUUUGAAAUUCAAUGGAGGAGGUCAUAUCAAUCACUCCAUUUUCUGGACCAACUUGUCCAAGGACGGAGGAGAGCCAUCAGCCGAACUUUCUGCUGCUAUCAAGCGCGAUUUCGGAACUCUCGACAAUCUUCAAAAGAUGCUUUCCGCGUCUACUAUUGCCGUUCAAGGAUCUGGAUGGGGAUGGUUGGGAUAUUGCCCAAAAGGAAAGAAGCUGAAGUUGGCUACCUGUGCCAAUCAGGAUCCACUUGAGUCUACCACAGGACUCAUUCCACUCUUCGGAAUUGAUGUUUGGGAGCACGCUUACUAUCUGCAAUACAAGAACGUCCGACCAGACUACGUUAAUGCUAUUUGGAAGAUUGCCAACUGGAAGAACGUCAGCGAGCGCUUCGCAAAAGCUCAACAAUAG
Messenger RNA from Caenorhabditis remanei, 666 nucleotides. RefSeq lists its product as uncharacterized. Gene Ontology annotation, cellular component: mitochondrion. Gene Ontology annotation, molecular function: superoxide dismutase activity; metal ion binding. The transcript is spliced from 4 exons. Gene Ontology annotation, biological process: superoxide metabolic process. The coding region runs from base 1 to 666 and encodes 221 amino acids. The record is from RefSeq and is a predicted model, not a curated record. NCBI's taxonomy places the organism in Eukaryota, Metazoa, Nematoda, Chromadorea, Rhabditida, Rhabditidae.